AUGGAGUGUAUAUCUACCCCCAAAUUUUCUCUAGCAUUGAAUGGAGGACUGCAUGGUUAUUUCCAUGGUGCAAGAGGCUUGAGACAAGGGGAUCCUCUCUCCCUCUAUCUUUUUAUUAUAGGGAUGAAAUUUCUAUCUAGAAGGCUCAAUACUCUAAAGGAUGAUUCCUCAUUCAAAUACCAUCCAAAAUGCUCUAGGUUGAAGAUUAAUCAUCUGAUUUUUGCUGAUGACUUGCUGCUGUUAUGCAAGGCUGAAAUGAGCUCUAUUGUGAAACUUUUUACAUGUCUCCAAGAAUUUGGACAAGCUUCAGGCCUGGAAGCUAAUUCAAGUAAGUGCUCUGUCUACCUGAGUGGUGUGAAUGAUGGUCUCAAAGCUCAGAUUUGCAACUAUCUCCAAUUCCCUGAGGGUGUAUUACCUAUGAAAUAUCUGGGUCUGCCUCUGACUGCAAAAAGGCUUUCAUAUAAUGAUUACUCUAGCCUUAUUGGGAAAAUUAACAAUCAAUUCCAAUCCUGGCAGAAAAAAAGUGCAUGUCUUAUGCUAGUAGACUUGAGCUGUUCAAUGAAUUGGGAAUCUGUUUGUCAAGGUAAAGAACAAGGGGGUCUGGGUAUUUUUUCAGUAAAGUUCUGGAACUAUACAGCUGCUACUAAGCUCUUGUGGAUGGUUCAUCUCAAAAAGGACCUCCUAUGGAUCAAGUGGGUGCAUGGUAACUAUCUACAAAAUCAAAAUAUAUGGACUGUUCAACCCAAGGCAAAUGACUCAUGGAUGUGGAGGCAACUCCUUAAAGUGAGAGUUAUCCUAUUGAACACGUUUGGAAGUGCUGAUAUUGCAAAGAAUGUUAUAGCAGAAUGUUACACUGAUGGCAAACUCCUUUUAUCUGUAGUUUACAGGGCCCUUAUCCAACCUGCUAGUGUGGUUGUUUGGGCAAAAACGGUUUGGGAUGACUUCCUACACCAGUUGGAGACAAGGGAUCAUGUCUUCUUUGAGUGUAAAUACUCAACUGAAGUAUGGAACAUGGUGAUGGACUGGUUGGGGGUAUAA
Messenger RNA from Asparagus officinalis (garden asparagus), 1038 nucleotides. RefSeq lists its product as uncharacterized. Lineage: Eukaryota; Viridiplantae; Streptophyta; Magnoliopsida; Asparagales; Asparagaceae. The record is from RefSeq and is a predicted model, not a curated record. Bases 1 to 1038 code for a protein of 345 amino acids. The transcript is spliced from 3 exons.